This is a messenger RNA of Amoebophrya sp. A25, 2973 nucleotides long. The record is from the annotation of a GenBank genome assembly. NCBI's taxonomy places the organism in Eukaryota, Dinophyceae, Syndiniales, Amoebophryaceae.
AGGGCCGGCCUUUGAGUCAAGUGACAGAAAAACAACCACAGCCCCGGGGCAUCUUAGGGCCUGCGUGGUGUUCUUACGUAGCAGAGACGACGUGACUCCUUCCUCGCGCUAUUAUAAAAUAGUCGUAAGGGUCUCUGUCAUUUCAUAAGCAGCAAGAGAAUUAAUUACUCAACUUUUACAUAUAGAAUCUAGGUCUAUUAUAGCCUUACUCCUCCCUAGUGUUUGAGAAUAUUCUUGUUCUUGUUUUGCAGGUUUAAAAAGAAACCAGGUUGGAAAAUCUGUAACGUAUCAGAUUUUAUAUGCUCCUCAAUCAUCAAAUUAAUCGUUCAAUUUAAUGGUAGUACUAGUAAGGAGGCUCCUUUGUGUUCUGUUUUUAUAACUUCUUGCUCUUUUGUUCAAUCAUCAUGCUCUUUUGUUCAAUCAUCAGUAUCUAGUGUUCCGCUAUUCCUUCGAAACCGGAGCGGACAACGACAGGGGACCGGAUAGAACUACAAGCAAAACCAAUCAUCUUAUCAGCAAGAAUCUUAAGGUUUUUUUUUGUUUUUUCGAUUAUCACCAAUUUCUGCAUAACUUCAUAGAAUAUUUUUCGGCACAACAACUUGAUCAUCCUUUCACGAAUCACCUUCGAAUACAACAACACCUUAAGGGAUUAAAAACAACGACGAAACAUUAAGGACACUACAACUUAAGACAUUCUUGUUAUCUUCAUUGUAUGUUUGAACUUCUCCUUAUCAAUGAUCUGAUCGUGCUCGUGACAUCUGAUUUAUUCAGAACAGCAGUACACAUUUAUAACAACAAAAUAUUUUGUAUUUUUUUUACCAGCACCGAGACCGACGGCGACGGCGAUCCGGAAACGGUUGAACCAAUAAGGAUUUUCUUAACAAACAGCAUUGCCAUCAUUUUCAUCUCAUCUAUCAAGAACUACUGUCUCUCAAUUUCAUCAAAAGAAUAAGUUCUACAACAACUAAAUCAUAACUUCAUCAAGCAACAACUUAAUCAUUACCUCAUUGACCGUAGCAACUUAAUCAUUAAAUCGUCAAUCAUUAGUAGUCCGAUUAUAGAUCUUAAGGCAUUGAAUCUUCAGGCUUUUCAAUCGCGUUAUAAGGCAUGUUUUUUUCCGUCGCAAGACCGACGUCGUAACAGCGGAGCUCACCGAAAACGAAACAGCAGCGGGACUAUAUUUUUCUAUCAGUCAUAUCGUAUUGUUCUAAAUUGUUGGAAGUCACUCGUUAAAGUCACAAGGUUACCGCCUGUUGUUAGCAAGCAAUACCUCGAGUUCUUAGCAUUAAGAUAAUAUCUUUUACUUUUUAUGAUCGUCAUAUAAUCGAGCACUUCUUGCAUAUUUUGAAACUAUACAGCAAGUACUUAGCCUGGUCAGUAAUCUAGAAAGACAAACUUCCUUCAGCGCAUUGAAUGAUCUUUGAGUACUCUCAGACGUUUUCUCUCUACUUCACUCCUCUUCAUCUUUCUGUCAAAAACGGACCUUACAAAUACACUAAAGAGAUGUCUUCUUCGGCGCCGCCCGCUUCGUCUCCUAGUGGUAAAGAGCCGGGAACCACUGCGCGCAUUCUUGAGGUACACCUUGUGGCGACCGCAGGUGUGCGGCCUAUCGAGAUAACAGAAGAGGCAUGCAGAUCAUGUUCAUUUCGCGGCGAUAAACCUAUAUGGGCGAGGGGCUUUACGGUGGAUGAUGCACGACACUUCCUAGCUGAGCACUAUGAUCCCGCGCACUUAUGUAUCCCGGAAAUGUUCGAUUUGUAUCCUAUGAAAGAGAUGAACCAAGACGAUACAAAAGAGCAAGAGGAUCAUCGUCGCUCCUCCUCCGGCGGUCUCCCUUCUUCUGAACCGGAAGUCUCUUUCGCUGAGCCAGAUCUUUCAGCGCGUUUCGCGGACGACUUCGAACUUUUUCGUAGACACGGGGUGCCUGAAUCUGUGAAGCAACGCCUUACAGAGAAGAUGCCUGAAGAGAUUUUGAAUCAAGCACCUCCAUCAGAUCCGAGUAGUAGUAGUUCUGGUGCAGACGGUACUAGCAACAUGACUGCGAAAGUAGUCUCGGGGGCUCAGACUGAGGAGCGACCUGCAAAUGGAGUAGUCAAAGUGGGUCUGGUGGUGCGACAAGGCUUUACGUUGGGGCAAAUGCGCAGCUUGUUAGUUAACGAGCAUCUUCAUGCCAGUGCCAGGAGUUCGGGCACAACUGGUGAAAGGGAGCAGCAUGGAGGUAACUUGGGAUCCGGAACUAGUCACAGCAGCAAGCGUAGAAAGCUCCACAAGUGUGUUCCAAAGCACGGCCAAACAGUCCAGCAGCUCGAAGCAACAUUAGCUAACUUAGGGCCUUCCUUUGCUUUGCCGCCUUUUCUGGCCGACAUGCUACGAGAGUCCCCCGAAUGGAAGCUGCGCAAAGGGGUAACUCUGAAGCUGAAUCUGCAGCGCAGAAUAAUUGUCGAUCGAUCUGGGUGCAUAUUACGACGACAGCAAGAUACAACGUCUGGAUGGGCGCAGCUGCAACACGAAGGGAAGCCGCUGGACAAAGAGCGGCCGCUGGACGGAGGGGGGCCGCUGGACGAGCUGUUUCACCUGGGAACUGUUGUGCGCGAGGAGAAGGACGUUCCAACGACGUAUGAGUUGUAUGUGAAUUUGGACGCGAGUAAGCGUCGAAAAUUCGGCUCGGUUUCGUUGUACUCUACUCAGGAUAUGUCGGUUGAUGCUGAGUCGGACUCUCAGGAAGAGGAUGAGGAUGGGCCUUUGAAUAAGGUGCGCAGGUCCUGGCCAGCACCGUUUGAGGUCUUUGCGCGUUUCCUCGAAACGAGUGACCUUAAUUUGUUCGAAGCGCGGAAUGAAAUUAAUCCCUAUUUGCGGCUGAUGCAAAGAGCUGGAAAAGGCGAUGCAGAAGCCUUUUCGUUCAUGGGAAAGGCAUUUGUUCGUGAAAGAGAUGCGCGCACCGGAAUGAUUCUAUACAAAAAAGUUCGAAGAUGA